Metschnikowia bicuspidata var. bicuspidata NRRL YB-4993 is the source of this 864-nucleotide messenger RNA. RefSeq names its product S-formylglutathione hydrol. Gene Ontology annotation, cellular component: cytosol. Bases 1 to 864 code for a protein of 287 amino acids. The transcript has a single exon. Gene Ontology annotation, biological process: formaldehyde catabolic process. NCBI's taxonomy places the organism in Eukaryota, Fungi, Ascomycota, Pichiomycetes, Serinales, Metschnikowiaceae. Gene Ontology annotation, molecular function: S-formylglutathione hydrolase activity. The record is from RefSeq and is a predicted model, not a curated record.
AUGUCGUUCACUACUAACGCCGAAAUCGGCCAGUUUGGUGGCAAGCUAUACAAGUUGUCCCAUGACUCGGCGGCCACCAACUGCAAAAUGGAGGUCAACGUCUAUAUCCCCGGCCCGGAGCCGCGCCGCGUGCCUGUUUUGUUGUACUUGUCGGGCUUGACGUGCACGCCCGACAAUGCCACGGAAAAGUCGUUCUUGGCGUAUUUCGCCGCCAAGUUCGGCUUUGCCCUUGUGUUUCCAGACACGUCGCCCCGCAACACGGGCAUACCCGGCGAGGACGACGAGCACGAUCUCGGCUCCGGCUCGGGCCACUACUUGAACGCCACGCAGCAGCCGUGGGCAAGGCACUACAACAUGUUUUCGUACGUGCACGAAGAGCUCUUGGACAAAUUGGCCAGCCGUUUCCCGCAGCUAGACAUGGCGCGGAUCUCGCUCACGGGCCACUCGAUGGGCGGCGGCGGUGCCAUUUCCGGCUUCCUAAAAAACCCGGGCAAGUACCGGAGCGUGAGUGCGUUUGCGCCGUUGUCCAACCCACUGAACGCUCCUUUGGGCACCAAGAACUUCGAGGCGUAUUUGGGCAGGGACACGACGCUGUGGCGGCAGUACGACCCGGUGUACUUGAUCCAAGAGUACACGCACGAGCACCAGCCGGACAUCUUGAUCCAUCAGGGGGCGCAGGACGAGUUCUGGGCCGAGGAGGGCACCUUGCAGCCGGAGAACCUCGUCAAGGCGGCUGAGGAUUCCAGCUACCGAGGCAAGGUUGACUUGAGGAUCGUCGAGGGCUACGACCACCUGUACUUUUUCGUGAGUUCUUUUGCGGAGGAACAUGCCGUCCACCAUGCCAAGGCCUUGGGUUUGAUUUGA